This is a messenger RNA of Penaeus monodon (black tiger shrimp), 1180 nucleotides long. RefSeq lists its product as uncharacterized. Lineage: Eukaryota; Metazoa; Arthropoda; Malacostraca; Decapoda; Penaeidae. The record is from RefSeq and is a predicted model, not a curated record. The coding region runs from base 442 to 933 and encodes 163 amino acids. The transcript is spliced from 3 exons.
CUUCCUUCUACACGCUUCAUUUCCAGUCAGCUAGCAGAUGUAAUUAUACAGUUCAGUGUGGAAGUAUAAAAACACUGUAUUUUUAAUGUUUGAUAUUAGCUAUGUACAAUAAAAUUCGCACAAUUCUACACCCCGAGGUCAACUUACGGUGAUCUUGUAUUGCUCUACAGUUGGCCGUAAAAAACAACUAUUGUAAACAUAAAAAUCAUAUAAAGCAUUGACGAUUUAUAUAUUUUGGGGACUAUGGAAAAAAGGACGACUAUAAUCAACUAUAUUUUGACUUGGUAGAAUUCUGCGUCAGCCUACCCCAAUCACCUAUUAAGUGUAACCCUAAACCAGGUGGAAACUACCUCCUUAGUUGGUCACGAGGAAAGGUUAUAGAGGCGCGCAGAUUCUUAUAAAGAGGUAGCUCCAUAACAAUAUUGUCAUUACCAUAUCCCGAUGGUUCCUGUCAUGAAGUUCUACGGUCUAGUUGCUGCGAUAGCUAUCGCAAUAACCCGCGUGGUUUUGGCGGGUGAUACAGAUAAAAUCCAAGUGCAUCGCCUUCCAGCCGCCGCACAUGAUGAUUAUGAAGCAGACAUGGUUAUCGUUGACGUUGAAGAAGUGUUAGAAUCAACUACAACAUUGACAACAACAAUUGAUAUCACGAAACUACAUGAAACUGUUGUAACAAAUGAUGUUAUCGAAGUGAAUACCGUCUUCCAUACCGCUUCUACUUCCACUCUUUUUACAGAUAUAUUUACAACAUACACAUGGGAUAACUGCUUCUCCACCACAACCCAUUGUUACACUGUCUACCAGACCAUUGCUGAAUCUGUAACGCCUAUUUUCAUCACAUACCCUGGCCAUACCAGGACAGUCACGCAGUCGCACUACUACUUCGCCACCGCAACAACCACGAUGUCCAAAUAUUGCCCAAUGCCGAUGUGGUAAGUGGACUGGAUCCUCAAAGUCCAACCUGCAUUGUCUUGAGAUUUAUCCUACAAUAAAUUCCUAUACCAGUACUCUUGUUUACACCCCUUAUUCAAUAUAGGUCUACAGUGCAGGGAAGGAAACAUUUAUGAGUAAAAAAAAUUUAUUACAUGGUAAAACACAGCCAACAAGCCAUAACAGAACAACAUACAUACAAUGAUGAAUAGCAUGAAAGCUUAAAAAAUGCCCCUUGAAAAUAUUAGGAUCU